Molecule: messenger RNA, 1086 nt
Organism: Haliotis rubra (blacklip abalone)
Lineage: Eukaryota; Metazoa; Mollusca; Gastropoda; Lepetellida; Haliotidae
Product: sulfotransferase 1B1-like
Exons: 6
Coding region: 171-1043 (290 amino acids)
Biological process (GO): sulfation
Cellular component (GO): cytoplasm
Molecular function (GO): sulfotransferase activity
Source: RefSeq, a predicted model, not a curated record
GGUGCAUUAGACAGUUAGAGAGACAGACAAUGAUUGGUUAGACAAAUUAUAUUCUAGAAUUUCAUCUCAACCCAAAGCGGACAAUGAUGCAGUGGAGUCUCCAAUCAGCUGUUUAGUUGACAACUUGGCACAGUCUGGAAUAUAUCGUAGAGGUUAAUUAGUUCAGCAAUAUGUCCGUCAUCCGGGUACCCGACAAGGGAGGCAAUUGUGUUACUUUUCGUGACGUCGAUGGAUAUUGGUUACCGACCAUUUUCCAGGAAGAUGUAUUUCGAGAAUGUCACAAAUUGAACAUUCGAGAAGAUGAUGUGAUUAUCAUAAACUGGAUGAGAUCAGGCACCCACUGGCUUUUCGAACUGGUCAGCAUGCUACUCAAUAACAAUGACGUCACAAUUCCCAAGAAGAAGGAGGAUAACAUGAUCGAGUUUUCUGACAUCCGUACUCUAGAAGCAAUACCAUCCCCGCGGGUGCUAAACACGCACCUGCAGCCUCAGGUGCUACCGGAAGGUCUCAAAACAGGGGCAUGCCGGGUAAUCUAUCUCAUAAGAGAUCCUAAAGAUGUGGCCGUGUCCUGGUAUUUUAUGCAUACUUCGUACAGUCACUAUGAAUACACCGGACAAUGGCAGGAUUGGCUGCCAAUGUUUUUAGAAGGAAAAGUUGACUGGAAGUCCUGGUUUGAUCACGUCAGAUCAUGGGAGCGGCUGUUUCAGGACAAUCCUGAUGUCAACGUCCACUUUGUCCACUACGAAGACUUGAAACUGAAUCUAAUACAAGAGCUACAAAAGCUGUCGAUGUUUCUGGGACUAGACCGUGGAAUAACGUUGCUCGAAGCGAUCGCAGCCAAGUGUACUAUUGGACGGAUGAGAAACGACAAACUGAAAUACACUUUACACGAAAAAGGUCUCCCUGUCCAUUAUCGUAAAGGUCUGGUUGGUGACUGGAGGAACUACUUCACGGUGGCCCAGUAUGAACACUUCCAGCGUCUGUAUCAGGAGAAGAUGACGGGGUCCCGCUUCCAGAUUCGAUACAGCGCUGCCAUGGACUGAACAAGAAGAUAAAAUUAUGUCACAAAAUAUAUCAGAAUUUCCA